AAUAAGGCGUGGCCACGAGAUAACAAGUCGUGGCCACGAUAUAAUAAGUCGAGGCCACGAGAUGAAUAAGGCGUGGCCACGAUAUAAUAAGUCGAGGCCACGAGAUAAAUAAGGCGUGGCCACGACAUAAUUUAGCCAAUGAAAACUCAGGUUACGUAUUUUCGAAUUUUAGGAUGGAGGACCUCGAGCGUUUUCUCACAGACAGGGGAGUUCCUAGCGAAAACGUUCAGCUACUUGUUGCUGACAAGAUCGAUCCAAGCCUUAUCCUUGAGAUGAAGGAUGAAGAGCUUUCUAGAUAUAUUCCUACAUACGGGGACAGGCUUGCGACGGUAGUCUGGUGCAAGUCAAGGCAAUUGGAAAACCCAGAAAAACAGACCAAAUCAAGCGGAUUGUUCGACAGAAUUCGAGAAAAAAUGUCAAAUCGAAGAAAGAGGGGUCAGAAAGAUUUUGACUUUCUGCAAGGUAACAAAAACGCAAGAAAAACAUCUCGGCGAAUUGAAGUUGGGUGGAUGGAUUUUGACACGAAGGUUAAUGCCUUUAAGCAAGUGCGGAGUCAAAACGGGGGUGGGACAAGACAUUUAUCAGUUUAUAGGGAUGCUGGACAAGCAGAUAUUCUGGCAGUAGCCAAACAACUGUUCUUUACCGAUGGUGAAAGCAAAAGGGGAAACGAGGCGCAAUUCACUUUCUCCAUCAAAGAUUUUAAAGGGGAAGAAAUGGGCCAAAAAACAGUGGCUAAUGUAUAUGAGGAAACUAAAGUAAAGAUUAUUCGUUUCUACAUGUACACAAAGAAAAAAGAGAAUGAGCAAGAUCUGUCAACUGACGUGGUCCAACACCAGUCUAACAAUGAAUCGGCGAGUCAAAAAAAGAUUGAUGACGGCACUCCAAUUGCUUCUACGGGAACGCCUACUGCUUCUCCUGGGACGCCUACUAUUUCUACUGGGAUGCCCACUGCUUCUACCAGGACGCCCACUGCUUCUACCGGGACGUUUACUGCUUCUACCGGGACGUCUACUGCUUCUACCGGGACGUCUACUGCUUCUACUGGGACGUCUACUGCUUCUACCGGGACGUCUACUGCUUCUACCGGGACGACUACUGCUUCUACGGGGACGCCGACUGUUGUUUUCAACUCGGGCAGUGCAAUGCAGUCAAUUUCAACUGAUGAUUCACUACCAGAUCUAGACACUGUUUCAUCAGAAGGCGGGGAAGCCGAACUUGGUGUUGAAGACCAAAAUGGUGAAACUGUAGACAGCACGGUCACAUACAAUGACGUGGAUUCAAGUGAAGGAAGUGACUUGGCAGUAUUUGACAUACCAAGGCAGUCCAACAGGAACCUUGUGUAUACCCGGAGUGACCAGCCACUCCCCCUUCAGCCUCCACCCCUUAGACUUGAGGCCGUGCGACAUUCAGAAAAUCUUCACGAGAUAUUGACCAGACUCGCGUCAGUGAUCAAUAAAGAACGACGGAACAUUGUUAAUGUCACAAGACGUAAUGUAAUGUCAGGUGGCAUCAGAGCUUUCAACAGGCCAUCUUUCAACCCUGAAAAUGGCUUGUCUGUUAAGUUUGCUGGGGAAUAUGCAAUAGACGAUGGCGGGCCAAGCAGGGAGUUUUUAAGAUUGCUCAUGAAAGAAAUAUCUUCUCUCCCCAUAUUUACCGGUGACGAGACAAAAAAGAUGCUGGAUUUGAAUUACACUGCCCUACAAAGCGGUCUCUACUUGACAGCGGGGAAGAUGAUAGCAUAUUCUGUCGUACACAAUGGACCUCUUCCACGGUUUUUCAGUCCACUGCUGUUCAGUACGCUUGUUGGCGACAGCCAAAUUCAGCCAAAGAUUGAUGACAUCCAAGAUGUCGCACAGAGGGAAAGUCUACUGAAGAUACGAAAUGCAGAGGAUAUGUCUUCGUUCCUGGAUGCCGUAGGUGGUGCUGAUCAACUUAUCCAACUUGCUGGAUGUUACUCUCUUACUCUCUCCUUAGCAAAGAAGGAAGAACUUUGUGAUGCCUUGAUCCAUUUUAUUGUGCUUGGCAGAAUCAAAGAGUGCCUAGAUCAAUUCCAAAAAGGACUGGCCACUUUGGGAGUGCUUGCAGAAAUGCGUGUUCACAUCAAAGAAGUAAGGGAACUUUUCUGUUUCGAUGAAAAGUAUGAAUUGAACGCUUCUGUGCUUGAAAUGGUGUUCAGUGAACCAUCCUUCUCCGAACCUGGGAGCAACAGGCGCAGAAUGGAAGAAGAGACAGUCAGUUAUUGGAUGGACUAUCUUCUGGACGUAGCAGAGGGCACAGAAUCAGUCACCCUGAGUGACAUAUUGGUUUUUGCGACUGGCGCGGGAUCCAUUCCUCCCCUUGGUCUCCAUCCACAGCCGCAGCUGACAUUCCACACUGCAAUUGAACUCAACCCUGAGAACAGAGAGAACUUCCCUCGAGCUAACACAUGUGCAAAUGUAUUAGACAUUCCAAUGAUCAGUAAUUAUAACCUGUUCAAGAAAAACAUGAAUGCAGCAAUCAGUGUGAAUAUCUUCACUUCCGAGUGAAAAGACGGGCAUGACUGUUUGUCAUGAAUUGUCUUCCCCCUUUAAGUUUUGUUUUGCAUUUGUUUCACUUUUACAGAACUGUUCUGCUAUAAUCGAUUGAGCUUUUAGUCUAAUUUUAUUGAAUCUGUUACUACCAAAUAGGUUAAUUGGUACUGACAUCUGAUUGUUUAAGAAGAUUUUAUUUACACCUGUUCAAAACAUUUUUAGACGAAUGUCCUAUCGUAUUAUUUCUAAUAUACAAACCAGGUGUUGAAUUUUUAAUGGUUUGAUGAGGUAUGUUAUUAAAGUUUAGUUUAAAGGAAUUGCAUGCUUUGAUAUCAACAUGACAAUACCGUGUUCCCUGUAGGGUCAGAAGAGGGGUCGUUUGAAUCAUUUUACAUUUUGUGCUUUUGGUACAAGAGAAACCUUAAAUUACUAUGACCCGUUUAAAUGUGUCUCUUAAUGUGAAAAUUAAGCGGAAUUUGUUUUUGGAGUUUUUGUUGAGACAAAGAAAUAUUAGCUCAUAGGUUUGUGGCAUAUAGUAAACGUGUUAUUUUGUAAGCCUGUAAAGAACGUUUAUUGUAAUGAAACGAAGAAGGAUGCAGAUAUGUUCUUUCUUUAAAACCCCAAAUACGUUUAAAUGACCAUUGUAAGCAAGUUUUUUUGCAGUCAACAUGUUUAUGUUGUAAUGGAAAUUAAAAAAAUAUUGAUGUUGUUGGUUAAGAAUUACUAAGUUUGGGUACAGAAGGUUUAAAACUUACAAAUAUCGCAUCUGUUAACAUUUUGAUUUAUUUGGAUUGCAUAUUAUGAACAUCUUGUUAUGUUUUGAACAGACAGAAUAAAUCCUGUUUAAUUGAUAAAAGUUAAUGGAAGUCACUCUACCCCAGAUAUCCUGUUUUUUUCCCGGUGUGGAUU
Molecule: messenger RNA, 3419 nt
Organism: Haliotis rufescens (red abalone)
Lineage: Eukaryota; Metazoa; Mollusca; Gastropoda; Lepetellida; Haliotidae
Product: G2/M phase-specific E3 ubiquitin-protein ligase-like
Exons: 9
Coding region: 174-2525 (783 amino acids)
Cellular component (GO): nucleus
Molecular function (GO): ubiquitin-protein transferase activity
Source: RefSeq, a predicted model, not a curated record